AUGGGAAUUCAGGGUCUGUUGCCAUUUCUCAAAGCCAUCCAUACGCCAGUGAACAUCGCAGAUUUUCCCGGCUCUACUGUGGCCAUUGAUGCAUACUGUUGGUUGCACAGGGGAGCGUUUUCCUGCGCUGAAAAGUUGGCUGUCGGAGAAAAAACAGAUCAAUAUGUCUUCUACUGUAUGAAGUAUGUUGAGUACAUGCUGCGGAAGAAUCUCAAACCAAUUCUGGUGUUUGAUGGCGGCCACCUCAAGUCCAAAGCAGACGUGGAGAAAACUAGAAGAGAACGUAGAGAGCUGCACAGGAAGAAGGCUGCUCAGUUUCUGCGGGAGGGCAAGAGAAGCGAAGCCAAAGAAUGUUUGCAGCGAUGUGUGGACAUCACCCCACAAAUGGCCUUGGAACUUAUGAAUGCGUGUCGAGACCGAGGGGUGGAUUGUAUCGUUGCCCCAUACGAAGCUGAUGCCCAGCUGGCGUAUCUGAACCUGCGAGGGAUUGCAGACAUUAUUGUUACAGAAGAUUCCGAUCUGCUGCUGUUUGGCUGUGAGAAGAUUAUUUUUAAAAUGGAUUUAUUUGGGAAUGGAAUUCUCAUAGAAAAGUCUCGUCUCAACGAAGUUUUAUCCAUCAAAGGAGGGUUUUACACGUUUGAGAAGUUCCGUCACAUGUGCAUACUGUCUGGCUGUGAUUAUCUCCCUUCUAUCCCCGGCAUUGGACUGGCCAAGGCUUGUAAAGUCAUGAAAUCUGCCAGACAGCCCGACAUACGCCAGAUGCUGCGGAAACUGCCGACCUAUCUCAAGACAAACCUGACAGUUACAGACGAAUACGUCGAGGGAUUUGUCCGUGCCGACAACACUUUUCUCUACCAACUAGUCUUUGACCCAGUUAGUCGUCAAUUGUGCCCGCUCAAUCCCUACCCACCAGAAGUGGAGGCUGACAAUCUGGGCUACGCUGGAGAGAAUCCUUUUAAUCAUGUUUUCUACAAAAUAUCUCUAAUGACAGUCAGAGUAGAUUGUGUAUACCUGCCGGAAGAGAAAGCCUACCAGAUCGCUGUCGGUAACAUUGAUGCCCACAGCCAUAAGUGUAUCUCCUAUUUUGAUCCUGACUCGUUUGUGCCCAAGAAUGCCAUCAAGCCAAAAUUCAGACACCAGUUGAGCAUCUGGGACAGAAACUAUUGUAUCAAGUCUGGGUCUCCUUGUAAAGAAAUCCAGCCAACCAAAGAAGAGAGGAAAGUGUCCCUUCAUGGCCAGGUACAGACAGUCACAGUUCGAUCUUUCAAGCAGGCGCUAGCUAAACGAGUCAGAUCAGGUUGUUUGGAGAAUUCAGAGAAUGUUCUCAGAGACGAGGAAAUGAAAGAUUCAGAUUCAUACACACAGAAUCAUGAAGCUGAUGAAGUCUUCAGUGGUGUUGAUGAUGGUGAUCAUUUGAACCAAACUAGUGACAGUGAAGAGGAAAAGCCGAGGACAUCUCUGAAAAGAAAAAUGUCUGUUUCGCCCUGGAAGCCAUCAGCAGCCAAUAUUGGAGAGGAUGCCUUCAGGAUGACAAGCUCCUGUGCUCCGGGAGCCUCUGAUGGUCCUCUGGGUGCCUCUGACAGUGCUCCCAGUCCGGGCAAAAGUAGGAAUGUUUUUGCCAUUCCUGGGGGAGCUGUCAAAGUUCCCAAGUUUGACUUGAAUACACCAGCAGCAGCAGCUGUUCAUGUCAGGAGCAGAUAUUUUGUUUCAAACAGCACUGCAGGACAGGCUGGAGAGCACAAACAAACCAGUCCUGUCCUCAAGAAACUCAGACAGUCUUCCCCCAGAGCUUCAACUUCACAGAAGCUGAAGAAGACUUCCCCGAAAGCUUCCGUCUCAUCAACCUCACAGAAAGACUCUCUUGUCAAGGGACAGAAAUCUAUUCAAGCCAUGUUUGAGAAUGUCCCAGUGAAAAUUCAGUCAGAUGCAUCCCAGGAACAUAAACCUAAGCCAGUUUCAAAAAAUGGCAUUCUCAGAUUUGUCUCCCCUGUAAAUUCACAGUUACCACCUGCUAAGGAUUCUUUUAGAAAUUUAAAGCAGAUGGAUGCUGAGACUGAUUGUACGCAUGAGACUGCCCACCCCAUGACGUCUAACAAAGGGUUGAUACAAGAAACUGACCAAUCGCUGGCAGGGUUAAAGAAGUUCCAGUCUAGAUUUUCUCCGAGUUGUAAUAAAGAUGAUUCUCCUAAACGAUCUUCAAGCUCUGCAUUCAACUGGUCAAAAUAUCAAACAGGUCUCGGAUCUUUAAAGCUCUCGGUGACUGCACCUCACGUAGGUCAGGCUGAAUUCACAGAGAGUGGACAGCAGAUUAAAGUUGAGAAAGACAGUGAAAACAAUGAAAUAGAUCAUGAGAGAAAUACAGAAUCAGAAGUUACAAGUCACAGCUUGCCAGAUUUUGGCAAGGCAACUCAGAAUUUUCAAGGCACGUUUGGAGAUCAAGAAAUCUGUCGUUUGACUGCAGACACACCUGCUGAUGGUGCACUGAUCACACAUCGUAGUGGUCUACAUAAAAACGCUACGGAUGACUUACUAAAUUCACUCGAUCGGGACGUACAAAACACAAAGUCCAAGAAAGUCUGUUCGGAUGCUGGUGUACAGUUGGAUGUGCUGGACAGUUCACUCAGAGAUAAGAUGGCUGAUGUGUCUGAUGAUGUGGUGGAACUCAAGUCCUGCAGCUAUAGCGAUUUCUUGAGCAUGUUAGACCGGAACAGCCAGCCUGGCACAUCAGACAGUGCAGCAGAGGUCGAUAGUGACAAUCUGGCAAACGGGAUAUUCAGUGCCAGGGAGAGCUGUGGUGAUUCAGACAUGAAAUCUAGCUACGAUCAGGAUGAUGUCAUUGAUUUGACUGAUACUGAAUCUGAAAGUCAGAAUUCCUGCUUGUCAGUUUUGUCAACAUCCUCGGCUUCCAGCGUCUCAGGACAAGCCAAGUGUCGAGUUUCUGGGUUGUCUAGACAUAAAGGGAAAUCUUCUGGGAAAAACACCACUUCCAGCAUCCCAGGGCAAAGGUCAAUUAAAGACCUCAUGAGCAGGUUCCAGUAUAAAAGCUGA
Messenger RNA from Candidula unifasciata, 3048 nucleotides. The record is from the annotation of a GenBank genome assembly. Lineage: Eukaryota; Metazoa; Mollusca; Gastropoda; Stylommatophora; Geomitridae.